CCAUGAUAAAACCUCCACAUAGGCUCUCCACAAACUGCACUCAGUUACUGGAUUUAAUUAAACAAGUUAAUACUAACAUUAUUGUAGACAUAUACCUGGAAGAGUAAAAUACUUGUUUUAUUGUUCAGCUGACAGCAGAGAUUCAGUUCAAGACAACAAUGCAUUACAUCUCCUCAAUUAAUCAGGAUAAUUCUUCGUACUGGACCUAGCUUUUAUGUCCAGCCCAUUUGAGUCACGUCUCUUGCUUGCACUGCAUCCUGACCUGUUUAAGACAGUCAAGGCAAGUUAUACUGGAAUCAUGUCAGUGACUGGACAUGAUAGUUCCACACAGGUCAUCAGCAAUGGUUCAGACCAGGAUGAGAAGCAGGAAAAGUCAAGGAAAAGUGUGAAUAAGGAGGCAGAAUGGGGACACAUUGCUAUGUUUGACAAAAAAGAGGACUUUUUCCAGAUCUGUGACAGCGAGGGAAAGGGCUUCAUCACACGUACGGAUAUGACGAGGCUGCACAAAGAAUUGCCACUCACUACUGAGGAACUCGAGAACGUCUUUGACUCACUAGAUCUUGACAAAAAUGCAUACCUGACGCUAGAAGAGUUUUCCUCUGGAUUUAGUAACUUUCUUUAUGGACGGAGAGUCUCUAUGACAGAGGAACUAAUGACUGCAUCCUCUCAAAUAGUUCCAGAAGCUCUUGAUCAGAGUUCAGGAGAUGAACAGCUGUCAGAGAACGAGGAUGAUGAAGAGAGACAUUUCAGCAUGUUGAUGGAGAGCUUGGGUGCUAGCAAUGUAUUUGAAGACCCGAGUGAGGUUCGCAACCUGUGGGCACAGCUCAGGAAAGAUGAGCCUCACCUCUUGUCCAACUUUGAAGAGUUCCUGGCCCGUGUCACAUAUCAAAUCAAAGAGGCACGACAAGAGAGGAAGGAGAUGGAGAGUGCCCUCAGGAGGAAAGCAGCCACACAUGACACUGAAAUUUGCAGAUUAUAUGAGGAAAUGGAGCAACAGAUCAUUAAUGAAUAG
Messenger RNA from Sinocyclocheilus grahami, 1012 nucleotides. Its product is annotated as EF-hand calcium-binding domain-containing protein 4B-like. The transcript has 6 exons. NCBI's taxonomy places the organism in Eukaryota, Metazoa, Chordata, Actinopteri, Cypriniformes, Cyprinidae. Gene Ontology annotation, molecular function: calcium ion binding. Bases 215 to 1012 code for a protein of 265 amino acids. The record is from RefSeq and is a predicted model, not a curated record.